AUGUCAGAAGUAAUUCAAGAUGACCUUACACCUGAUUUGACCACCCAACCAGGGAGUAAUACUUUUAAACAAAAAAUUACAAAUUUCUAUAGUAAGAUUAGUGGAUCAACAGAAGAAAAUAUCAUUAAUUGUUGUUAUAAUGGAGAUUGUAUAGGAAUAAUGAAAUACAAAGACAAUGGAGAAAAUUUGGAUAUUAAUGAUAAAUGUGGAAAUACAUUAUUACAUAUUGCUGUCAAAGGUAGACAAGGGGAUAUGAUUCAGUUCCUUGUUAAUUUGGGUAUGGACAUCAAUUGUGUAAAUGCUGAAGGAAUUACACCAUUAAUGUAUGCAAUUGAAUUAGGUUUUGAUGAUAUUUCUUUAGACAUUCUUCAAAUUAAAUCAUUAGAUUUAGAACAUUGGGAUCAUAUGGGAAGAACUGCACUUCAUUAUUGUGCAUUAUAUGGAAAUGCUGUGAUGGCUAAUAUACUAUUAGAAAAUGGAAUUGAUGUUGAUAAAUGUGAUAUUAAUGGGUAUAAUGCUUUACAUAUUUGUUGCGAGUGUAAUUGUUUUAACGUUGCUAAAGUAUUAUUAAGAUGGCAUAUUGACCUAGAAAAGAAAAAUAAAUAUGGAUUUAUACCAUUAGGAACUGCUGUGAAUCAUCAAAACCGUAACAUGGUACGUUUAAUUACAGCAGCAAUGAGAGGGACUGACCACAAAAACUUUGAACAAAAAGUUGAUGAUAUGCUUGGUUUGACUUGUGAUAUAAAUCAUUACAAUAAGGUCCUUGAAGAAAUGCCACUCUAUUUUAAGGGAGGUCAAAAUGACUUUGAAGAGAUUCGUCCUGAAUAA
Entamoeba nuttalli P19 is the source of this 828-nucleotide messenger RNA. Its product is annotated as ankyrin repeat protein, putative. The record is from RefSeq and is a predicted model, not a curated record. Lineage: Eukaryota; Evosea; Mastigamoebida; Endamoebidae. Gene Ontology annotation, molecular function: protein binding. The transcript has a single exon. Bases 1 to 828 code for a protein of 275 amino acids.